Molecule: messenger RNA, 732 nt
Organism: Penicillium olsonii
Lineage: Eukaryota; Fungi; Ascomycota; Eurotiomycetes; Eurotiales; Aspergillaceae
Source: the annotation of a GenBank genome assembly
AUGAAGUUCUUCAGUCUGGCUGGUCUUCUUUUGACCGCAGUCACUGCCUCGGCAGCGAACUCAAACUGCGCGCCCACAUCGUCCGAUGCGUCCGUUCUCGAGUUUGCCUGGGGUCUGUCUGACUUCAUCGGCGGAUACUACAACUCAACUGUCAACUCUACUUUCUCUUCCAACUCCAACGCCACCAUUGCCGCCUACAAGAAGGUCCUCUGGGGUGUCGAGAAAGAGAACACCCUCGGCAGCGAAGCCAUCGAGCUCCUCAGCAGGAAGGUUACCGAAUUCUCGGAACCUGAUUGCCAGUUCAACUACCCCAAGGUCAACACAACUCAGGCGUGGGCUUGGUAUGCCUACCACUUCGAGGCAACUGUUACCGGAGCUUUCAUCGGCCUUGCUGGAUACACCCAGUCACCCGAAGUGUCCUUCCUCAUGGCGCGUCUGGCUGCGUCGCACAGCGCUCACGCUACCCUGAUCGGAAACAAGGUCAACUCAACCCUGUUUGCGCAGAACGCCACUUCUCUUGUUGGAGCCUAUUCGCCUGCUCAGAUUCUCUCUACCCGCAACCAGACUGGCAGUCUGGGUCUUUACCUUGGAGAAUGCCUCACGGCCCCUAGCAGCCCCUGUGGCUCUUUGAGAAUCGGACCUUUGGCUGCGACACCGACUUCUUCUGUCGUUGCAGGUACCUCUUCGGCAUCCGGCUCCAGCAGCUCUGCUGCUGCUAAGAAGUACUACUGA